This is a messenger RNA of Dalotia coriaria, 1561 nucleotides long. RefSeq names its product Dihydrouridine synthase 2 (gene Dus2). Gene Ontology annotation, biological process: tRNA dihydrouridine synthesis. Gene Ontology annotation, cellular component: cytoplasm. NCBI's taxonomy places the organism in Eukaryota, Metazoa, Arthropoda, Insecta, Coleoptera, Staphylinidae. Gene Ontology annotation, molecular function: tRNA binding; tRNA dihydrouridine synthase activity. Bases 89 to 1444 code for a protein of 451 amino acids. The record is from RefSeq and is a predicted model, not a curated record. The transcript is spliced from 5 exons.
UUAUAACCUCCGAGAUGUUUAUUUUCAACGUGUUACCUUUAAGAUUUCUCAAGUUUCAAACUCCAACAAUCAGAGAAUCUCCUUCACGAUGGAAAACACACGUCUCUGCUAUGAAAAUAAAAUAAUUCUCGCACCUAUGGUGCGGGUAGGCACGUUACCAAUGCGAUUGUUAGCUCUUGACUAUGGUGCUGACAUUGUCUACAGCGAAGAACUCAUAGAUUGGAAACUACUGCGUUCUGUACGACGAAUUAAUGAUGUGUUGGGGACAAUUGAUUAUCUUGAUAAAACAGAUGGAACAGUUGUGUUUAGAACAUGUGCAAAAGAAAAAUCUAAAGUGGUUCUUCAGCUAGGCACUUGUGAUCCAGACAGAGCAUUAAAAGUUGGCAAAUUAGUUGAACAAGAUGUGGCUGCAAUUGAUAUUAACAUGGGAUGCCCAAAAGAGUUUUCUAUCAAAGGUGGCAUGGGUGUUGCUCUAUUAUCAUCCCCAGAGAAAGCCAAAGCCAUUUUAAAGACACUUGUUGACAACCUCAGCAUACCAGUGACUUGCAAAAUCAGAGUUUUUGACAAUGUUGAGGAAUCUAUUAAACUAGUAAAAGAAUUUGUUUCAACUGGAAUUAGUGCAAUUGGUGUUCAUGGCAGAACAAAAAUGGAAAGACCUCAACAUCAAAAUCGGAAUAGUUAUAUUAAAAAGAUUGCGGAAAGUAUAAAAAUACCUGUUAUAGCCAAUGGUGGAUCAAAAGAAAUCAAUUCAUAUGAAGAUAUAGAAAAUUUUCGAAAAUCUACGGGUGCUUCUAGUGUUAUGAUAGCCAGAGCUGCACAAUUAAAUUGCUCAAUAUUCCGACGACAAGGACUCAUACCAAUGGACGAUGUCAUCGUAGAAUAUUUAAAAUACGCUGUAGAUUAUGACAACGCACCUAGCAACACAAAAUACUGCGUGCAGAAUAUGCUCAAAGAGUUGCAAGAGACUCCAAGAGGGAAAAAGUUCUUAGAAACACAAACACUCGAACAAAUAUGUGUCAUAUGGGAUUUAGACGACUACUGCCGUAAAAAACAACUAGAAUAUCAAGCGAAAGGAAUUCUAGGACGACGCAACAUAACCCCCGACAUGUUCGCACCUGCGACGAAAAAGCUAAAAAUUGACCACGCAGAUGUGACUACAAUGGCAUGUGCGUUUGUACGCGCAUCUUACACACACGAUCCCGACCUACCAAAGAGUAUGCUAAAUGUAUUCUGCACUAAAAACAAGUGGAAAGCUUUCUACGAAACAAUCCAAGAAGAUAAACUCUUCCGGUCCGUAGUGGACGUCAACGGUUUACGCUACAGUUCAACAUUCUGGGAGAAAAACAAGCGUAAUGCUGAGCAGGGGGCCGCCAUUGUUGCAUUGUUAACUUUGGGUGUUAUUAAUCGCGAGAGUCUAAUUAAACAAGGAAGUAUACUCAGCUGAUAUGCCAGUUGGUCUAAGAUAUUUAUCUUCAUUUCGGAAUUGCGGGCUAUUUUUCAUCUCCCUGAUUAAUAUGUUAUAAUAGUAUAAGAUGAUCACAUGAUAAAUGUCUAAAAAUAA